AUGGCCAACACCAAGAAAACUACUCGCUCAACUGCUCCUACUGGAACUGCAGGAAAGAAUGCCCCUGCUAAAAGAGGUUCUCCUUCAACUAACCGCAAGACGAAAAAUCAGAUUAAGUCAUCUAAGAAGCCGGCUGGAUUCUACCUCCGCAGUGAGGUUCUUGAAGGAGGCUUUGAAGCAAUUUAUUGCACCAAGAACUCCAUGGUGACUGAUGCAUACACCCAUCCUGCCAUUGAAGCUCUCAGAGCCAACGAUCCCGAUGAGCCAUUGUGCCAAAUUGGAAUCAUGGGAGCUUAUUACAUGAGGAUUGGUCCUGGAAACAACGCCCCCCUCCUCAAUGCCACCAAUGCUUACACGCCAGGUGUUUAUUAG
Seminavis robusta is the source of this 372-nucleotide messenger RNA. The record is from the annotation of a GenBank genome assembly. Lineage: Eukaryota; Bacillariophyta; Bacillariophyceae; Naviculales; Naviculaceae.